This is a messenger RNA of Adineta ricciae, 549 nucleotides long. The record is from the annotation of a GenBank genome assembly. Lineage: Eukaryota; Metazoa; Rotifera; Eurotatoria; Adinetida; Adinetidae.
AUGUCAUCAAUCACUUCUUCAUCAGGCAUCGAGAGUGACACAGAUAGUUCACCUAGUUCUAAUGAAGAAAAGUACAGUCGUUCAACGUCCGAUACAAAUACGAAAUCAACAGAUACAUUAAUUAACGAUGAUGAAGGCUUUAUCAGUAUGGAUUUAGAAGAAAAAAAACUUAAUACAAUGUCCAAUACUCCAAUACAAAGUUGUUCUAAUCAACCUAACCAACAGUGCACAUAUCUCGCAUCGAAAUCUUCCUAUUUGCCAUAUUUCAAACGAAAUCCGUAUGACGAUGACAUAUCAUCGCCGUCUUCUAUUGAAGAAGAUUGGGACGAAGAAUGCAAACUUACUGAACCGUAUUACUUUCCUAGUUACAUACGUCGAGCUCAAUGGCCGAAUCACUGGCGCUGGACGCCACCACUCGGCAUUCGUCGUACUUGUACACAGCAAUUACAUCGUAAUUUUGGUUUCGAACCAACUGGUCUCUACGAUGAUGAAAAUGAGAAUUCACCAUUUUCGAUCAAUCGUCGUAAUUUUACAUUCGAUCUGCGUUAA